Messenger RNA from Drosophila kikkawai, 1812 nucleotides. RefSeq names its product dual specificity protein kinase splA. The record is from RefSeq and is a predicted model, not a curated record. Gene Ontology annotation, cellular component: nuclear body. NCBI's taxonomy places the organism in Eukaryota, Metazoa, Arthropoda, Insecta, Diptera, Drosophilidae. Gene Ontology annotation, biological process: positive regulation of DNA-templated transcription.
CGGUCACACUCUUCUGUGUAUCAGAGCUGUUGUUGAUUUUUUGUGCAGAAAACUUUUGGCUUCCCCUGCAUUCCUUGAAAACCCCACUGCAUUGUGUAAUUUGGACAUCACGUAGACCGGGGGACCACGAGGAACGCGGGCGCACUUAGCUGAGGCAGGAGCGCAGUACAUGGACUACGAGAAGCUGGCGCUGAACGCAAGCGUAGGCAGCGCAGUCGGCGGCGGCGGCGGCAGCGGAAGCGGCGCCGAACAGGAUUCGAGCAUGUGCGGGGGGCAGGAGAUGCUCGAUGGCAGGGCCAAGGAGAAGGCGCGCCGGUACUGGACGCCCAGCGAGGAGGAGCGACUGUACGAGAUCUGGGGACGCGAUAAUUGGCGGCUGACGCGGACCGGCAAGAACACCAUCUUCUUUGGCAAGUGGGCAGAAGAGCUGCGCGAGCGGUAUGGUGUGGACGUUAAGCCGGAGGAGAUCCAGAUGAAGGUCAACCAGACCAGGGCCAAGUUCAGACAGGUAAAGAAAAACCUGCAGGCAGAUCCCACCAGCUAUGCCACGCGAUGGAAGAAGUAUGACAUUAUAAACCGGAUCCUGAAGAACCUGCACAGGCCCAAAAACGCCGAGCCACUGCCACCAGAGGCGUUGCUCAAUAACCGCGAUAUGACUCCGCCCCGGGAAGACGGAUCAAUGGAUCAGCUGCCGUCGCAACAGCAGCCACUUCAGCAGCAGGCGGUUCAGCAGCAAGGCAUUGUGCUGGCUGCCGAGCCACCUGCCGCCACCUUCUACAACAGCAGCAGCAACAGCAACCAUGGCAGCAGCCACAACAAUAACAACAGCGGCGGCAUGAGUUUCAGCACAGAGCUGUUCACGGAUCAGUAUGACGAGGUGGUCAAGCAGGAGUACGAGGACGAUGAGUACCGCUCGCUGCCCUUCCAAGAGCAACUGCAACAGUAUUCGCCAGCCGAGCCGGCCCAGCUGCUCGAGUUGCAAACGCCACAACAGCAGCAGCAGCAUCAACAGCAGCAGCAGCAACAGCAGUAUCAGCCCGGCUAUGAGCAGCAUCAGUUUCAACAGCAACCGGCUCACUUUGCCAACAACAAUAGCGGCACCAUCAGUGCCGUGGCCACGUCGAGCAUCAACCAUCAGCCCAUUACUGCGGUGGCCUACAUAAACAGCAGCAAUAACACGAUCAGCGUGGCCACAAACUCCAAUGGCGGCAUGCCGGCUCCAGUUCCAGCAGCAGUAGUUCCAGCACAAGCUCCUUCCCCGGCUCCUGCUCCGGUCAGCAAUCCGAUCCCCAAUUCGUCCGUCGUAGGCGUCUCCCCUGUUCCCGUGCCACGAAAGCGCGGUCGCCCGCACGGCUCGGUCAAUCUACCGGCGGCCGACUCCCUGGAAGCCCUCUACAUGGAGGAGGUACGACGGAAGAACAAACUGCUGUACGAGCAGACCGAGAUCUCCCGCCAGCGGCUGGAGUUGGAGAGGCGCAAGGUUGACCUCUUGCAGUCCUUCUUUCCCAAGUGUCUCGAGCAGCAGACGCAGAUUCUGAGCCGCAUAAUGCAGCUCUCCCAGCAGCAGCCACACCAGCCGGCGUCCCAUCAGCAGCUGCCAGCAGCCGGUCGGCCGCAGUGAGAAUCAUUUUUGGACUUUUAAAAACUAAUUUCUGGACUGCAUGACAAAUUGUUUCCCUUUGUGGGUGCUGCACUGUGCUGAUUCAGUGUGUCCCCUUUUAAAUCAGAAACACAUAACUUAACAAACGAAAACAAACAUGCUUCACUGUUUAUAAGAUUUACGAUAAACCUAAUAAAUAAAUAAAUAUAAAA